This is a messenger RNA of Oncorhynchus tshawytscha (Chinook salmon), 1919 nucleotides long. RefSeq names its product suppressor of cytokine signaling 1-like. The transcript has 4 exons. The record is from RefSeq and is a predicted model, not a curated record. Gene Ontology annotation, molecular function: 1-phosphatidylinositol-3-kinase regulator activity. Bases 672 to 1664 code for a protein of 330 amino acids. Gene Ontology annotation, biological process: intracellular signal transduction; phosphatidylinositol phosphate biosynthetic process. Gene Ontology annotation, cellular component: phosphatidylinositol 3-kinase complex. NCBI's taxonomy places the organism in Eukaryota, Metazoa, Chordata, Actinopteri, Salmoniformes, Salmonidae.
AGGAUUCUCGUCCUCCCCUUUUCACCAUGGGGAGUGUAGUACAUAUUGUAACAUACCUACCAUAUACUGUCUUAGAAGGUAUCGUUUUAAUGACGUAUGACGACAGAGAACGUUUGGAUGGUUCUUGGAAAGCGCACGCGGUCACAGGACUCGGGACACUUUGAAGCGGGGAGGAGUUACGGUGGUGUGUUCGUUUGAACUUUUUUGUUUGUGUUGUUUCGUUCAACUCGAGAUACCGUUUCAGGCAAGACGACAGUAUAGGAAACAUGGUUGACUGGCAGGCUACUACAUCCAAGAUCUGUGAAACUUAAGUAGCGCGUAUGGUUACACGUGUCUGAAAACGGGAACAUGAAGACCUUUGACGGUGAUGGUAAUGUAAUGGUGUGAUUUAUAGCGGACGCAUUGCACGCGAAGUCUCCCACCACCGAUUCAUUUGGUUAACGUCUCAUUCCUCUCCAGAAAACGGAUCUCUCCAGAUCAUUCUGGAUCUCUCUCUCCUCGCCCUAUAGUGGAUUUGGAUAUGGGAUAGUGAUCCCAGACUCCUGGACCACACACCUCCGGCCCUUCUUCAGCAAGCAGGAGUAUCUUCUAGUGCGACACACACAAACCGUCAGCUGGUUCACAGUGGCUACUACUGGGGAUGGGGGAUCCAGUGGAGGGCUCUCUUCUGUAUGAUGGUCAGAGACACUCUGGCAGGAACCACAGUGGAACCAUCGCAGAACCACGCGGCACCCACGCAGAACCAGGACGGAACCCAGCAGCUUCCAGGGGAAACCCUAGAACACGUAGAACAACAGAACCGCGUUCAAGAACAACAGAACCAACUCCUAGAACUCGAGAACUUCGAACUCUUAGGUCAAGAGAAUGAACUCUUAGAACAACAGAUCCUAGAACAACAGAACCAACUCCUAGAACUCGAGAACUUCGAACUCUUAGGUCAAGAGAAUGAACUCUUAGAACAACAGAACCUAGAACAACAGAUCCAACUCUUAGAACUAGAGAAUACGGUCCAGACCAGCACAGACAACCGGACCACACCUCCAGACAAGACCAGUUCUGGCGGUGCCCUCCAUCCAAAGUGGCCUCACCAGAGCAACUUUAGAGCGACUAGACCCAGUGUCCCUCUCCCCUGCCUCGGACCUCUUCUCCACUUGCCCGAUCCGAUCCCAGACUCCUGGCCCACACACCUCCGGCCCUUCUUCAGCCAGCAGGAGUAUCUUCUAGUGCGACACACACACCGUCAGCUGGUUCACAGUGGCUACUACUGGGGCCCUAUGGAGAUGGAGGAGGCCCACCGCACACUGCUACUCACACCGCCUGGGAGCUUCCUCAUCAGGGACAGCAGUCAGCCGGACGUCUUCUUCACCCUCAGUUACCACGGCGACUGGGGGCCCGUCAGUGUCCGCGUCCUCCUGACCAGUCAGAGUUUCCGCCUCAACGGCAGUAACAAGGCCUUUGAUUCGUUGUUCGCCUUGCUGCGGUUCUACGUGGAGUCAUCCCAUAGGCGGCUGCGGAGGGCGUGGCGCAGGGAGCGACCCAUGACCUUACAGCAGCUGUGUAGGGGACGAAUCGUGGAGUUGUACGGAGCGGAGAGGAUAGAUUCACUACCUGGGCUCAACCAGGUGGUCAUACAGUAUCUACAGGACUAUCCUUAUAGUAUAUAGACACACCCUCCUGCCGGAGAGUUUGGGGCACCACUUCCGUUUCAACAGACUGAAACUUUCUGAACGGUACUGACCCGAAACUACAAUGGAGUGGAGCCCCAGAAAACGGAAUUGGAAUUUGCUGUUUUUUACACUCUCUGUCUCUGGUCUGGUUCUGUAGUUCUGUCUCUGGUCUGGUUCUGUGGUUCUGUCUCUGGUCUGGUUCUGUGGUUCUGUCUUUGGUCUGGUUCUGUGGUUCUGUCUCUGGUCUGGUUC